CCCAAAAAAGCCCAGUUAUAGACCCAACCUUUGCCUGUAAUUACUUUCCUUUCUUUUGGCGGUGAUAAAAUUCCCUGACAAAAGCAACUUAUGGGUAAAAGGGCUUAUUUGGCUCACAAUUCCACAUGCUUUAUGGCAUGGAAACCAAGGCAGCAGGGACGUGAGAGAACCGGGCACAUUACAUCUGCAGUCAAGAGCAGAAAGCAAUGAACUAAUGCAUGCUAGCGCUCACUUUGUCCUCUCCGCUUUAUACAGCUCAGGAUCCAACACCCAAGGUUGGUCCUGCCUUCAAUUACUGUGGGUCUUUCCACAUCAAUUAGGGUAGUCAAGACAAUCCCACAGGACAAUAUCAGAGACUAACCUUAGUCUAGAGAAUCAAUCACAAGUCUACCUCCCAUCUAGGCACCCAGUUGACACUAACCACCACAGUGUUCACCAGCAGAUAGAUAAUAAAGUGAUACACACACACACACACACACACACACACACACACUAUUACUCAGUCAUAAAGGCUAAAUUAUAUCAUUUGCUGGAAGAUGGAUGGAGUCUGAAAUCAUGUUAAAUAAAAAUGUCAAACUCAGGAAGGUACACACUGCAUGUUUUUUCCCAUCUGAGUAAUGUAAUCUAGAUUUUAAAAUAAAAUAUAAUUUGAGUUUUACAUCAAAAAAAGAAUACAAAAAAAAAAGACAUGAGAGCAGAAAAAGUACGACUUAGUGGGUAGAGAAAGUGAUGGGGUACUAAAUAUCAUCAGAAUUCAUCAUACACAAGCCUGAAAAUGUUACCAAGAAAUCCACUAGUUAAAACAUACAAUACAGAAAUCAAGCCCCCGGGCUUCUGAAAGAGCUGUCAGUGCUGUUGAUCACUGAAGUGUGUCUCUAGCCUGUACCAUGAUUUCUUGCUUACCACUGACUUGGAAUCACUCCCAUCCAGCGAAUCCAUAAACAACACUAAGCAUCAACAGCAGCUCCUCAUACCUGACCUGAAGUCAGUCAAACUUGGACAAUGACAAGACAAACUUCCUCUAAACAGGCAGCCUAGAAACUCACGUGAGAGACACACCUACGAAAGACAUCUACAUGUCCAGGUCUCAUAGCAACAGCACAAAUAUGGACAGCCAAGUCAGAAAAUCUCCCCACAAUUCCACCGGUCCUAUAAAAACAUUCUCAAAAAUGUCUAGAUGAACCUCAGGACACAGAAUAUAAAAGAACAAUCAUAAAAUAAUUCAUGAAAUAAUUCAAAGAGAGAGAGAGAGAGGGAAACAGAGUGACCCACACAGAAGGGGAGGGAGGAGGAGAGGGGAGGUGCCCAAGCUAACUGGGAAUGCUGUGGGCGGCAAAACAUAUGCCCAGUGACAUACCUCCUCCUCAUAAUUGUAAUUUUGUUAUUGUUAUGAAUCGUAAUACAAAUUUUCUGGAGAGAACUUCUGCUCUAGGGGAUCAGAACUGAUAGACUGAAUGAAUAUCUAUCAAAGGGGGAUUUACUCACAGGCUGUGAUCCCACUAAUCAAACAAUGGCUAUUUCCAAAUGGAAAGAACAAGAGUUGUCCAGUCUGCAGUCCUAACCUGGUGCUGGAGCCCUAGAGAGCCACUGAUCAUCAGUCUACACUGGAAUCCUGAAGCAGUUGAUGGUUCUAACACCAUCAACACAAUGCCUCUGAAGCAGGGCAGAUGAACGUGCCAGAGAGAGUGAGCGCAAGCUGGCCAAAAGCAAAACACAUCACAUUCUUCUGUGGCCUUUUACGUGGGCUGGCAUCAGAUUAAGAGUGUGUUAUCUCACCUCAAAUGAUCAUAUCAAGAAAAAAACCCUCACAGAAGUACCCAGCUGCAUGGACGAUCAUGGAUACCAGAUGUUGUCACACUGGUAUUCAGAAUUAGUCAGCAUAACAGCCAGGUUAAACUGAAGUCAUCAGGGUGAGCCAUACAUAGAAUAGAACCUUAGAGGAGGGACAGAUCUGUAUCUCUAACGCAUGGGAAAGAUGCUAUGAGGAGAUGGGAAGGCAUCCAGCACAAGCCAAAAGAGAGGCCUAGAACCUCUCUUUCCCUCACAGCCCUCAAAAGGAACAAACCCUGCCGAGACCUGUGUGGACUUUGCCUCUUUAACUAUUAAGCAACCAACUGCUAUUGUUUAAACUGCCUGGCCUCUUAGAAUUCACUACAGCAUUUUAGCAAACUAACAUAUACGCUCAAAUCCUUAUAUGCCAAUUGUAAUAGCAUCAUGAUCAACACUUUUAAAAUAACUAUCCUCGAAUUGUUUCAGGGUACUUACUAAUGACCAAUCCCUGUAAGAAGUUCCAGUAUAUACAUUAAUUAAUGAAAACGUUGAGUAAAUUAUAUAAUAUGGAAUUACAUGUCAAUAAAAAUAAACACACAAAACCCUUUGAAAGUUGACAUAAUUAUUUUGAAUUAAAAACUGAGACUAAGAGGAACAAUUAACACAUGGGUAAAGGCAGGAAUUGAAAGCAGGCCCUAGCAUGUACUAGAGAACAUAACCAUUCCACCUAGCCCCUUACCUCCAUUUGCCCCCUCCCCCACAGCUCACCCCCACCUUCUUUCCAUUUCCUGUAUGAAGCUGCAUGAGAGGUCAGAGUUCAACACACACCACCUCAUCUAUACUGUUCCUCACUAUGCGUUACUGUAGCCCUGACUGUGUACCAGAGUGGAUAAAGCCCACCAAAUGACACAUGUUUAUACAAGUGCUGUAUGUAUUGCAAACACUUUUUGGAAAUCUUAAUCUAAAUCAUAUUCAGGGUCAUUUUAAAAGCACAUCAACCUGAUUCUGAAGUUUAUAUAAAAGGCAAAGGAACUAAAAACAGCCAAACAAUUCUGAAAAAGGAACCAGGUUAAAGGGCUCAUUACCUGAACCCAUGGAUCUAUUAUCAAGCUAUGAUUAUGAAGUCUAGUGUUGAUGAAAAGUCAGACAUGCAAAUGAACACAACAGAAGAAAAAGGCAGAAACAGCCACAUGUAUAAAUGCAACUGAUUUCCAACCAAUCUACUAAGGCAAUGUGGCAGAAAAGUAGUAUUGUCCUCAAAGUCAACAAAUGGUACUGAAUCAGCAGGACACUGUAGGCAAAAUAAGUGAAUAAAUAACCUUAGACCUACAUAAAAGUUAAUUCAGUAUGGGCCACAGCCUAAAAUAGAAGUUUAAACUAUCAUAUUCAUAGAAGAGAACGCAGGGACAAAGGUUUUAUGACCUUAGAAUUGGAAAGACUUCAUGGGCAUUAUGCCGAAAGCUCAAUCCACAAAAGAAAAUUUUACAAAAUGAACUCAGCCCCAAAUUUUAAUGUCUAUUGCUAAUCAUUUUAAGUCUUCUGAUUUCUAUUAUAAAACUAAAGAGUAGGAAUCAAAACUUUUAAUAUAUUUCACAAAGAACUCACAUCCAAAAUACAUUAAAAAAAACCCUUAAAACUCAGUUUAAAAAUUAGAAAAUAAGUAACAGAAGAUGAAAGAAUGGUAAACGCGCAGAGCGGGACAUACUCAGAAUCAUUCAGCACUAGGGGUGCUAGGGGUACUGUCAUCCCAGUACUUAGAGGCUGAAGCUAGUGAGCUCAAGGUCUGGCCUACAUAUUUAAGACUCUACCUCAAAGCAGAACGUGUACAACGCUGUAACUUUCAUCCAUCACCAAUGUGAAAGCAAAUGAGCACAGCCGUGUGGAAGGAGCGUGGCGGCUAUUUAUGAAGUUAAAUAUACCAAAUAAUCCAGUGAUCCCACUGGUAGGCAUUUAUAUAAAAUAAAGAUGUGUUCAUACAGAAAUCUAUAGACAUGUACACAGUGGUAUUAUUCAUAUCUUUUAAAGCUGGAAAUAACACUAUUGGAAACAUUUCUCAACAAUAUAAUGGAACAAAUUAGUAAUAUACAUGACAGUACAGAUGAAUAUCAAAUGCUUUUGCGUCUGAAAAUGACAGAUUCCGAAAGGCUACAUGUGAUUUCAUUCAUGACAACUUAAGAAAUACAGAAUUAUUAAGACAGUAAACAGAGCAAUGUAUCAUGUGCACUGUAGGAGAAGGGCCUUAGGGUACUUUAGGGUACUGAAGUUACUAUAUCAUGGUGUUUACAUGAAAGCAUUUGCUUGUGAAAGCACUCCCCAAAUGCUGAAUUUUAUCAAUAGUCUAGUCUAAGUUUUAGGAUCUUUUGAGUGAAAAAGAAAAAGUCUUAAAGGAUGGCUCAGCAGCUAACUCAGUGGCUCCUAAGCCUGACCAUCUCAGUAGAUCCCCAGAAAAUACAUGGUGCAAGAAUAGGACUAACACACAUUCCCACCACAGAAAACAUAACUACUCCACAACACAUAAACACAUAAAUGCAAUUUAAAGAAAGAAAACGGGAGAGGGAAGUAAAUCAAACUAAAAGACUCACGCGUACAUUAAAAUACAUUUUGUAAGCAUUUACUUUCUUUGAUCAGAGGCACAAGAAUGUUUGCUCUUAAAAGACAUUAUGCAUAAUUUUCUUUUGCAUAUUAAUGCAGUAAUUUUAUAAAAAUUAUUCCGUGCUUACUAUGUACCAGCAUUAAAUGAUUUACACAUAAUUAAUUUAAUGAACGUAAAGAACCAAAAGAUAGAAAUUCCUUUCAGAAUUCAUAAGCAUAACUCUGGCAAGACCCAACAUAGAGAAAGAAAAACCUAAAUCGGUAACAAACUCAUCCUCUAGAAACCAUUUAAGAUUUGUGCCCUGCCCUUGAUUCAAGCUCUAAGGAGACAGGAAGGACCCAGGGUUCAAGGGCACUGUAAUCAGGGUGUUAGAAGCUAGCCUAGGUUGGCUAAAUAAAAAAAAUAAUCCUCCAAUUCUGGCUUGUAUGGGUGAGAAAUUAAAGUGCCCAAUCAUUUCAUGAUCAGAAAAACAGCAUUUGAUAUUUCUGGUCUUUUCCAAAGCUCUCACAUGCAAAUUACAAGCAGAUCCAAAGAGCAGAUGGUUAACUGUGAAGUGUUUGGUGGCAAACGGUUGCGUGUGCAUCUGUAGGUCCGGAAGAAAGAGAAGGACCAAACAUAUGCUUUUCAAGAUGAAUGAAAAGAAAUCUCUAUUCCCCGGCCCUUACGGGCUUGCCUAACCUGCCACCCAGAGGCUGCAAGCUUCCCAAGAUAAUGACGAAUCGGGCCCCUACACGUGUGGAUGAAAUGGCGUCUUCUCAUAGUCACAAGGUUGGACACUCACAAGGGUUUUGCUUUUCUUCUCUUCACCCUCUCUCUUCAUUCCUUUUCAUAGGCACCUGUGUGAAGUCUUCGGUAACACUACCAGGAUGCUUACGGCGCUGAGAUUUCCUACACAAGCACUUCUAGAACUAAUUCCAAAGUCCCUACUGUGACAAUUUGCAACCAGGAUAUAUGAAACGAGGUUCAAGAGGGCCGGCUGGCUGGGGGCUCUAGGAGUCCAAGAUGGCCUACGCAGAUACACGCAGAUACGCAGGUCUGCAAAGGAGUGGGAGGAAAAUGGUUCUCCCGCAUUUCUGUUCUCUGAAAGUAAAUCUAAGACGCAAUCAAGAUUCAGAAAAGAAGGUACCCAUAACUAAGGCUGACCAGCAUCAGCUAUGGCGCACUUCCGACAGGGGUUCACAGGUGCUUUGCGGAUUCAAAGGGCUGAGAUGGGAGAGGGGGGGCACACAGGAAACAGGCUGGGGCUGUACAAACAGGUAUGGAAAAAUACAGGCUCAGCCUCGAGCUGGUUCCAGCCAGCCCUGCAGGGGUGGGAGCGGAAGUUGGGGGCUGGGUAUCUAAGUGGUUUUGAAGACUUCGGAGAUAGCGGCAUAGCAACAAUCUGGUGCAGUUUGUGCGCACAACCAUCAGCUGAUAGCGAGCAGCCAUUCACCACAGCCGUCAGCGUUUGCUGCAUCCUUAGACUUGCUCUGGACCAGCCGCAGUCACAGCUGCAGGACCUCUCUGGACCAGCUCGGUCGCAGACUGCGCAAUCACCAGACCACUGCAGCAAACCAGCCCAGCCGAGCCUAACGCUAGCCAUGGCCGACCCCGAGAAGCAGGGACCCGCUGAGAGCCGCACCGAAGACGAGGUGAUGGAGGGCGCCCAGGGUGGCGAGGAUGCAGCAACCGGCGACAGUGCCGCUGCGCCCGCGGCCGAGGAGCCUCAGGCUCCCGCGGAGAAUGCGCCCAAGCCCAAGAACGAGUUUAUCGAGAGCCUGCCCAAUUCCGUCAAGUGCCGGGUCCUGGCGCUCAAAAAGCUGCAGAAGCGCUGCGAUAAGAUCGAGGCUAAAUUUGACAAGGAGUUCCAGGCUCUGGAGAAGAAGUACAACGACAUCUAUAAGCCCCUGCUUGCCAAGAUCCAGGAGCUCACCGGAGAGAUGGAGGGCUGCGCGUGGACCCUGGAGGAAGAUGAUGACGACGACGAGGAAGAAGAGGACGAAGAGGAGGAAGACGAAGAAGAGGCGGCAGCUGGUGCAACUGGGGGUCCCAACACCGGCAAGAAAUGAACACAGCGGCUGGCAGGUGAUAAAUCCCCUGCCCCUUUUAUUUCCGAUGUCGGCAGACUUUAAAAGGCUCAGGUUUUGCCCAAAAUACAUGUGAAUCUAUUCUGACAUUCCUAAAUUUAAAUUGAAUCAAGUAGAUUUUGGCUAGCCCGUUUCUAAUCUGACUUUUAUUUGUGUAAAACAGAUGCCAAAAGACGUUUUUAAGAGAAGGCUAAUUAAGCUUAUUUUUUCCCCCUUCCCCGCUCUUCUGUGAGAACUGGACUUGAGACUGAUGAGAGACGGUCAGUUAAAUGUAUAGUGCGUCACACGUUGAAAUCCAUUCAUCACACUGCACCUGGACACCCAGGCUAAGACCGAACUCUUCCCCAUGCUUAAUUUCUUCAGUUUCUUUACAUUUCUCAGAGCCGAGGAGAAGGAACCCAAGGAAGACGUGAUCUUUAAGCCUUUUGCGUUUGCAAACCCAGACAUCAGCUUUACACUCUUGAGGAGACGUGGCUUGGAGGAAGCCUGCACAGAGUGACUCUACUGGCUAGGGAAACUGGAGUUUAAAGUUAUGGAAAAUGUUUUGAAUAUCUGAAUUUAAGAAAGAACAUGGUUGCAAGACAGAGGGUGUAUUACAUGUAUAAUAUUGUCGACACGUGCUCACUUGUGGUCUCAUGUUUUCGGUUCUCUUGGUAGUGUUUGUUUAUGAAAUCGUAAAAAUUACCCCAAAAUGUUUUAAGUAGUAAACCACCUUAUAGCAUUUUAGAAAUAUAAUUUACUUGAAGAGAUGUAGAAUGUAGCAAUUCCGUAAAGCAUGUGUAUCCAGUGUUGCGUAGUUUGACCUUUGUGAAGUCUUUUUGUCUUGUAGCUUUUAGCAAGUAGCUGUGAAAACCAUCAGAAACACUCAAUGAAGCUAAUGUCUGGAAAAAAUAUAUACUUGAAGAAUCAAUCCAAGUGUGUAUCCCCACCCCCAGCUCAGAAAUAGAAAGGGUUUAAGUUUGCUUGUAUUAGCUGUGCCUUCAUUAUUUUGCUAUGUAAAUGUGACUUAUUAAAAGGUGCAUAAUCAUUUUUAUUGCUUAAUUAAGGAAGAAGGACAUAUAGGAAGGACUUCUGGGGAAGGACAUUUAAUGUAAUGGCCUUGAGCUUCUUUGUGGGUUUUGAAUUAUCUGUGAAUCAAUGUUCUGUAAGAGUCCAAACUAAAGUUGUUUACCACUGUGGUGUUAACAAAGCAGUAUUUUCAAAAAUAAAAAGACUUGUUGUUCUGACUGCCUGUGUUCUCAUCUAUAAAAGUGGGUGGUAAUGGUCCCUUCCUCACAGGUAUUAUGAAAAGGAGUUAUUCUAUAUACAGCACAUAACAGCAGUAUCUGACACCCAAGAGUAAUUUCCAGCUAUUAUUAUUAUAAUAAAGACAAAAGACCCUGAUAGAAAAUCCCACUCUCUUCCUCUCCUGCUACGCAACAGAAAACGGUAGCUUUAUUAAUCCCCUACCUUGGUGAUUCCUUAUUAUCAAUAAAAAAUAUGUUUUUUAAUUCAGAAAUACAGGACAUUCAAAAACUACCCUGUUUUGGUUUCCUUCACAUAAAAUCUGGUUUUAAUUUCCUCUCAUAAAAGGUAAGACUUUAAUAACGCAUUAUGAAUUCACCCCACCCCCACACAUCAGAUGCCAUUCUCUUCCGUUUGCUCAAGGGUUAAUCAUACUGCCGCAAAAUUACGUUGGAAAUGGAGGGUGAUAUUAACCUGUUGCUAAUGACAACAGUUGACUACGAUCAACUCUAAGGUUGUGGCAACUUCCUACGGCGUGAUCAACCCAAAUGAAGGAGGAUGUUACAUACAUUAUGAUCAUAAUUGUAUGAUUAUUUUAAUUAAAAAGGUAAUUAAACUCAACAAGUUCAGAAAUGGAGGGACUGCCAUUUAA
Messenger RNA from Alexandromys fortis (reed vole), 8305 nucleotides. It is a transcript of the gene Nap1l5, whose product is annotated as nucleosome assembly protein 1 like 5. NCBI's taxonomy places the organism in Eukaryota, Metazoa, Chordata, Mammalia, Rodentia, Cricetidae. The record is from RefSeq and is a predicted model, not a curated record. Gene Ontology annotation, cellular component: nucleus; chromatin. Gene Ontology annotation, biological process: nucleosome assembly. Bases 5518 to 6411 code for a protein of 297 amino acids. Gene Ontology annotation, molecular function: chromatin binding; histone binding. The transcript has a single exon.